This is a messenger RNA of Lycium barbarum (goji berry), 444 nucleotides long. RefSeq lists its product as uncharacterized. NCBI's taxonomy places the organism in Eukaryota, Viridiplantae, Streptophyta, Magnoliopsida, Solanales, Solanaceae. The coding region runs from base 1 to 444 and encodes 147 amino acids. The transcript has a single exon. The record is from RefSeq and is a predicted model, not a curated record.
AUGUCUUUAGCAAGCAUUUCCUUGUUUCUCCUCUUCUUUACUGCUGCUGUUUCAGCAAAUGAGAAGCCCUCAGCCUAUGAAGAGCUCCAGCACUAUGACUUCCCAAUUGGCAUUCUUCCUAAAGGGGUGAUAGGCUAUGAGUUGAACCCAAAAACCGGCGAAUUCUCGGCGUAUCUCAAUGGCUCAUGUAAUUUCAUGUUGAGUUCAUAUGAGCUAUAUUACAAGCCUGUGAUAAGAGGAGUUAUAUCCAAAGGCAGGCUCAGGAAAUUGAGUGGUGUUAGUGUUAAGGUUGUAUUGCUAUGGCUUAACAUUGUGGAGGUUAGGAGGAGAGGUGACAAUCUCCAAUUCUCAGUUGGGAUUACUUCUGCAAAUUUUCCUAUUAGGAGCUUUGUGGAAUGCCCUCGUUGUGAAUGUGGGCAAAAGCUCCUCGUGUCUUCCUCGUAG